GAGAGAGAGAGAGGGAGAGAGAGAGAGAGAGAGAGACAUACACACACAAGUGCGGAUAACACAUCACUAUGUAGUGCUAAGGGGGUGGGGUGGGGUCAUUGCUCUAAAAGAAAUAGAUCCAUACAUUACACUGACAGCUUCAGGUUCUUAGGAACUGAUGGUGUUCAACAGUCUGUGCUGGUUCAACUACAUUGAUGGCAUAGCCAAGAAAGCUCCCCAGACCCUCUACUGCAAGAAACCGCAGACAGUUGUCGACACAGCUCGGCACAUCAAGGAAACCAAACUCUCCCUCCAUGAACUCCAUGUAUAUUUUUCGCUGCCUCAGUAAAGCAGCCAAGAUAAUCAAAGACUUUACCCAUCCCAGUCAUUCUCUCUUCUCCAACAUCCCAACAGGCAGAAGAUACAAAAGCCUGUAAGCACGUACCACCAAGUUUAAGGGCAGCAUCUAUCUCACUGUUCUAAUUCUACGGAAUAGCUCCCUAAUAUGAUAAGUGUGGUAAACUAUGUAUACCUGUCUGGACACGCCUCUCUGCUGACUGCUCCUGUGGCUCCUCCCACAGACCCCUGUAUAAAGGUGAUUGGAGGCACUGCUCCCCCCUCAGUCUCCGAAAUGCUGUGCUUCGUUUUGCUGCUAAUAAAAGCCUAUUGUUCGCCUCCCGUCUCCGAGAGUUAUUGAUGGUGCAUCAAUAAGAUAGACUCUUGACCUCACAUACUACUUUCUUAUGAAUUUGCUCUGAAUGUCUACCUGUAUGAUACUUUCUCUGUAAUUGUAACACUUUCUUCUGCAUUCUAUUUGACUUUGUUCAACCUCAAUGCGUUCAUAAUGAAUCGAUCUAUGUGAACAACAUGCAAGUCAAAUUUUUCAUUAUAUCUUGGUACGUGUGACAAUAAUAAACCAAUUCAUCCAUUUUUACUGUCUCCACACUUGGAAUCAUCCUCUAGGUGUUGGAAAGCACUCAAAUUCAAGUCUAUAAUUAGCAGUGGUCUAUCACAAAGCACUAACAAACCACCUACUGCCAAUCAACCUAAAAAUAACAUCUGUUCACCACAAAAAAUGAGAAGGUCUGCAGAUGCUGGAAAUCCAAAGUAACACCCACAAAAUGCCGGAGGAACUCAGGCCAGGCAGCAUCAAUGGAAAAGAGUAAACAGUCAACAAUUCAGGCCUAGACCCUUCCACGGGACUGAGAAGGAAUGGGAAUGUGCUUGAAUAAAAAGGUGAGGGGUAGGGGGAAAAGGCUAGCUGGAAGGUGAUAGGUGAAGCCAGGUGGGUGGGAAAGGUAAAGGGCUGGAGAGGAAAGAAUCUGAUGGGAUAGGAGAGUGGACAAUAGGAGGAAGGGGCCUGAGGGAAGUAAUAGGCGUGAAUGGGAAUUUAGACAGUUGUAAGGGACCUUUACAAAAUCCCAAUGGGAAAAGAUGGAUUAAAUGCAGGAACGAUGAUCCUUUUACUGAAGAAGCCCAAAAUCAGAUAUUACAGCCUGUGGAUAUGAUGAGGAAAAUUUAUUUCUCAUCCCAAAGACUGGUGACCUUGUGAGAUUUUCUAGUACUAAUACCUAAACAGAUCAAAGGGAGAAAGCAGGAGUAGGGUAGUGGAUUUGGGAUGAUCAGCCACAACAACAGCAUAGCAGCCUGGAAAAGCUGAAAGGCCUACUCCUGCAGCUAUUUUCAUGAAAUGCUCUUUAAGUCAAUCUAGCCAUCACUAGCAAGAUCUAGAUUAUGGACUAAAUCAUCACUUAGAUGUGGACAGUGAAGUGGGACUUUUGCAUUUAUGCAAACUCUUAAAAUAACAAAAUGUAGAAAAGGUAACCAUAGGGCUGUUAAAAUUUGAUACCAUGGCACAUCAAGAAAUACUAAGGCAGAUGUUUAAAAGGAUACUCAAAGUUUAAAGAAAAUUAUACAAAUACCUUGUAGGACAAGUAGCAGCUGCUGAGAUAGAAACAGUUAACAUUUCAAGUUGAGGACCUUUGAAGUGAAACCUUACUCUUUGUUUCCAUAGCUCCUGCUUAAUAUCUCCAGCAUUUUCUAUCCUUAAACUUCAUGGUUUUUAUUACAGAUUCCAGUAUCUACCAGAUUCCAGCUUUUCUUUUGCUUUACAGUAAGGUUUCUAAGAGCAUCUAUAAAGGAUUCAGGCAGCUGAAUCCAUGGGUACCGAUGAAGCAAUUACAGAUUAAUCAGAAGAAUAUAGAGUCUGGAUGGGGAGGAUUUCAGACCUCAGAGAAUUUUAAGAAUCUAUAGGUAAAGGAGAGAGAUGUGAGGCCAAUGAAGGACUGAAAGAGAAAAGGUACACAUUCUUAACGGUGGCUCCUUUGAGCUAGAAGCUAAAAUUGGUGUAUAAGUGUAGGACUGAGUCACAGGGUGUGUUUGGAUACAGGGCAGAAUUUGGCGAUCAGCUGCAGUUUCUGGGGAGAAAAGGGAAGGUUAUUCAAGAAAGGUAUGGAAUAAUAUAGCAUUAUCUAAAAUUACCAAAGUGAUAACUGAGGGCAUCUGGUUUCCAUAAAUAUCUAACAGCACUGCCUUUGCAGAAUCUGAGGUGAUCUGGAAUUUGGUGAUGAAUCUGGAUGUGGCUUCAGGGGCAGUUCAAAGACUGAGUGUGCUGCAACUCCUACCUACCUCCUACCCUCCACACCUUUUCCACCAGCAAGUUCAAAGUUCAAACUAAAUUUAUUAUCAAAGUACAUAUGGCACUGUAUAAUACCCUGAUAUUCAUUUUCUUGUAUGUAUUCACAGCAAAUACAAAAAAAAUAGAAUCAACAAAAAACUACACACCAGAUGGACAAACAACCCAUGUGUAAAAGACAACAAACUGUGCAAAUGCCAAAAGAAAAAAAUGAACAAAAUAGUAAUAAUAAAACAAUAAGUGAUAAAUAUCGAGAACAUGAGAUGAAGAGUCUUUGAAAGUCAGUCCAUACAUUGCAGGAACAGUUCAGGGUUGGGGUAAGUGGUUCAAGAGACUGAUGGAUGAGGGGUAAUAGCAGUUCCUGAACCUGGUGGUGCAGAUCCUGAAGCUCCUGUACUUCCUUCCUGAUGGUAGCAGUGAGAAGAUCAUAGCUGGAUGGUGGAAGAUGGACCAAAGAAGGAUGCUACCUUCCUGCGACAGUGCUCCUUGUAGAUGUGUUCAAACAUGGGGACGGCUUUACGCAUGAUGGACUGGGCUGUAUCCAUUAUUUUAUACAGGCUUUUCCAUUCAAGGUCAUUGGUGUUUCCAUAUCAGGCCAUGAUCCAACCAGUCAAUAUACUCUCCACCAUGCAUCUAUAGGUUUGUUAAAGUUUUAGAUAACAUGCUGAAUCUUCACAAUUCUUUACAAUAGCAAUUACAUGCUGGACCCAGGACUGAUCCUCUAAAAUGAUAACACUGAGGAAUUCAAAUUUGCCUACCUCUCCACCUCUUAUACCCUGAUAGGGACUGGCUAAUGGGUCUCUGGUUUCCUCAAUUUGUAGUCAAUAAUCAGAUCUUUGGUUUGGCCCUCAGCAGAUUGAGAACUCUGGGGUCAUCCAUGGCAGAUUUUUAAUGGAAUAUCUUUUACUUACCUGGACAUUCAAGAAAUCCAGUUCUAUCCAGAACAAAACUAAGCCAGAGAAUGCUGGUUUAAUGUCAUUAUGAAAUGUUGCUAGCUGUUUCCUCUCUUCACAGGCAGCUGUCUGCUUAACCUACUACCAGCACUCACCGCACGAGUCAGUGCUUUCGCUGCCGGUAACCAACAGGAACUCAAAAAAUGUAGCAAUGAUCUACGCAAAGUCAUCAAGACAGCAAAAUGACAAUACAGGGACAACAUCCAGACACAACUCUCCAGCAAGAACACACGCUGCUUACGGCAGGGUCUGCACACCAUCACAGACUUCAAAGCUAAAUGCAGUGGUGCUGCCUGCAUCACUGCCUCUCUCCCAGAUGAGCCAAAUCUUUUUUCUCUCGGUUCGAAGUCGCCAACACAGAGCCCCCGAAGAGAGCCACUGAUGCGACCUGCAUCUUGAUCAUCUGAGGCUAAAGUAUGCAGGUGUUUCCAACGAGUGGACGGUCACAAGGCCGUGGGACCGGACGGCAUCCCAGGGCGGGUACUCAGGAUGUGUGUGGCACAACUGGCAGGACUACCAGGCUGAGAAAUAUGUCUUCUGGAACUGACUGAAGCAAGUUUGGGCAAGUCUGAUCACUGACAGAGUGGUGCAUUGUGCCAAUGACCUAAUCACCUGAAAACUCAUCAGUCAGUCUGACAGCAGUCAUGGAUUAGAAGUUGAAAUGUGCCUGCAUAUUUAGAAAACUUCUACAAUUCCACUCCAUCUGAUUUAAAGGAGAAAUCUAAUGGUAUUGUGGUCAACGUGCCACACAACAGUAUUCAAGUCCGUCACAAAUCGUUUCAUCAAAAACCUGGCCUGCGCUGGAAUCUGUGCAAGUGUUGUUUGUGUGCCUUUCGACAUCAUUCUGAGUGCCAAUCCAUACUGUUGCUGGUGGAUUUAUACCCUGCUGUUCUGCAAAAUUAUCAAAUUCCUGCACAAAGUCUUCUGUUCGGUCACUGUCCUCAGCUUUACAGUCAUUGCAUUAGACAGGUACUAUUCUGUCUUAUAUCCUUUAGAGAGGAAGAUCUCUGAUACAAAGUCCAGAGACUUGGUGAUCUACAUCUGGAUUCAUGCAGUAUUAGCCAGUGCUCCAGUUUUCGCAGUGACUAGUGUCUCAGACGUCUAUGCCAUGUCUACAUGUAGCAGCUCGUGGAACCAUUCUUCUGGACACCUGACUUACGUAAUUGUAUAUCACGUCACCACCGUGAUUCUGCCAAUAGCCAUGGUGUUCUUGGUGAUGAUUCUGAUUCGUAGAGCUCUCAGUGCCAGCCAGAAGAAGAAAGUAAUUAUUGCUGCAUUACGAACUCCACAGAACAUAAUUUCAAUUCCGUAUGUUUCCCAGCGGGAGGCUGAACUGCAUGCAAUGCUGCUCUCUAUGGUGCUGAUAUUUAUUGUUUGCAGUGUUCCUUAUGUGGUCUUUGUGAUUUAUCGAAUCAUUUUUAAUAUCACCGACAUUUCCGUCUUUUUGAUGCUGACAGCCAUCUGGUUGCCCAAAGUUUCUCUGCUCACUAACCCAUUACUCUUCCUGACUGUCAAUAAGUCUGUCCGGAAGUGCUUAGUGGGGACCAUGAUUCAGCUCCAUCGCAGGUACAGUAGACGGAACAUCAUAAACUCUGGUGCCAUCAACGAUGCCACACUUGAGCCUGGGGUUCGAUCAGGCAGUCAGUUGCUUGAGAUGUUCCAUAUUGGACAGCAGCAGAUUUUCAAACCUUCAGAUGAGGAGGAGGAGGACGUAAAUGAGAUUAAGUCGCUAGCAUCUAGUGAAUGCCAGCAGAAAGAAAUACCUACUGCCAGUUUGGAGGUGGAGCAGUCUUUAGAGACCAAAGUUACUCCACACAUUAACAACGAUCCGGGUGCAGUGCCAGGAGCGACAGCAGCAGCUCCAGAUUCAGAUGCAGUCUCUGACAAGUAUGAAAUGCAGUUUGGCUUUGGCCCAUUCGAACUUCCUCCACAGUGGCUCUCCGAGACACGUAACAGCAAGAAAAGGCUCUUGCCCCCCUUGGGUAACACACCAGAAGAACUGAUUCAAACAGCUGAAAAGCAACCAAAGUUUAAAGCAGAGCGGAAGAUUAGCAGGAACAAUAAAGUCAGCAUCUUUCCCAAAGUGGAUUCUUAAUCCUUUGAUUUAGUUAGUAAGAGUGAAGAAUGUUUUGAAAACACAGUCCUAUCAGUUUCUAUAGCACAUAGUAACAUAGCACUGCCUGCACAAUAUUGUAUGUCAAACUAUUUUUAAAGCAAGUGAAGUACAAGCUACAGACUCAUUCUUCAAUUAGCAGUGCUCCCGUGGCCAAUCAUCAGAAGGAUUUGCAUUUGAACUUCCUUGUUUUACCAUUUGAAUUGCAAACAGUUCAUACUUUGACAUGGAAGAGUGAGUGGGAAAUACUUUAAUGCAUUGACAUUCAAAAGUGAGAAGUUAUUUAUUUUCUUAUUUACUUCGUAUAGGAUUGCUUAAUCUUACUUAAAAUUGAUAUUCAUCUGUAUUUGAAUCUGAAGGUGAAAGUAUCAGUUUUUCUGGAUGACUUAAUCAGCCCUGCUUUAUUGCCAUCCUGUAGAUUCUUGUACUACAGUAUCAAAUUCAGCCAGAAUGCCACGCUCUUUUAUAGUCAUUCAGUUUCAUCUGGGACCAAAGGAUGAGAUUCUUCCACUAAUUAAUUAGUAUCAUUUCUCAAGCCAUCAUAUCAGUUUUUUAAAAUGUACUCUUGGAAUAAGGGCAUUGCUGUAUGUUUGAAAUUUAUUAGCUAUUCCUGUGUGGCCUGAUAAUAUGGCACUGGGCAUUGGAUUUUUAUCUCCUUGAUAUAACUCAAUGUAUUCUGAGAGAUCUCAGAGUCCAGGUAAAACUUAUCCUUAGUGAUUUGGGAGUGAGGUCACACAUGGGUCAAAUGGGAGCUGCAAGUUUCAUGGUCACAAUUAUUGAAAUAUUUUAAAAAUUUCUAUCUCUUUUGAAAUUGAAUUCUGGUUCUUAAACUGCCAAGAUGGGAUUUUAACUUGUACAGUCCGCAAAAUGAACCCAGGUCUGUGGAUUAAUGGUCCAAUAAUAGAACCAAUACACGAUCAGACCCCAAAUUACAUUGAUACUGUAUAGACUAAACCUUUAUAUUUUCUCCGCACUUCCCAAAACACACAUAAAAUAAUCUAUGGUAUGAUGUUUCUGUCUGGUAUGUACAUAUAUUAUUGUUCAUGUGACCAAAAAGAAAGAAUAGACCAGCUCACUACUUUCAAUUAGUAAAAAAAUACAAUCACUAGUUGUUUGUCUAUUUGGUAGGUGUAUUUUGAUUGACUACUCUGUGUAUAAUCACUCCCAUAACAUUAUGUGGCUGUUACUUUUAUUAUAAAAUAAUAUAAAGGAAAAAUUUGUGCAUCAUAGUUUAAGUUGUUUGUAGUUUAAUUGUGUUUUAAGUGUUAAAACAAUUUUAUUUUUAUUUCAUUUCCUUGAAGCGAUUAACUUGCAGGCGUGAACUAAGUUUAUUAAGCUGUAUGACUGCAUACUUUCAUAUUUGGGAAUUCCUAAUCUUGUGACAAUUCAGAGUUCAUUCCACCUGAAACAGGAAGUAUGGAACAGUGGAGAUGUAGUUUGUGGAUAAAAAAGGAAGAUAAAUACAAAUGAGGAAAAGUUGGGAUUGUACAAGGUUUUAUGGGAAAAUUGGUUUAUGAACACUGGAAAGAAAUAGGAAGAGAUUGAGUUCCUUUAUGAAGUGUAGUAGGUUUCUAAUGUCUAAAACUUCAUCAUAAUCACAGGAGAGCAUCAGUGGGAAGCAGCUUUAGAAUCAUAGAGCUAUACAGAACAGAAACAGGCUCUUUAGUCCAUUAUAUCCAUGCUGGGGAAUAGAAUUCCAUUGCCUUUUGAGAAAUUUUGGGUCAAAUUGUUUUGUUGGCAUGCUAAAUAGGGAAAAAAUUGCUUGGAGAUACAGCAUAGGAUAUGUCCUUCCUGCCCUUCGAGCUACACUGCCUUGCAAACCCAUACAACUGUGAUUUAACUGUAACCUAAUCAUAGGACAACUUAUAAUGAUCAAAUUAAUCUACCCUGUAUGUCUUUGGACUGUGGGAGGAAACCGGAUGACCCGGAAAACACCCAUGCAUUCCACUGGGAUGAUGGACAGAUUCCUUUUAGAUGAGGCCAGAAUUGAACUCCAAACUCCACUCUUUAAUACGUAUGCAAAAUUGAUCAGAAUGGAUUGGUUAAUUUUAUUAAAAUAAUUAUAUUUUAAUAAUUACAGAUAAACUUACUAGUCAUGAAUCCCCUGGGGUGUUUGGGGAGGGUUGAGAGGGGCAAUGUUUGGGAAACAGUAUGCAAAUUGUAUUUUACUUUUGACAAGUCCAUUUAAAAAAUUAUUUUAUUGAAUUUUACCAUAGGGAUUAUGGCUUGUUAUUGCUUGAAAACAUUCUGUUUGUCAAUAUAUGCAUUAAUGCUAAAGAAAUUCCAUCAUCAUUCUAAUGAAAUAAUGGGGAAGUUCAUCUGCUUAAGGCUGGCAGAUCUGAGUGCACAGUUGGUCAGAAACCUGGAAAUUCCAGGGGCAAACUGGAGUGCAGCCUUCCGCAAUGCUGGUCCCAAAUCCUGGAUACCUGGAUAAUACCUAUAGUCUUACUGUGAAGAUAUGUUUCUCAGAUCCUCAGCCAAGAAACAUCUUCCCUCUGAUCCUGGAGCAAGAACAGCGACCACAUUGAAAUUUUUGGGUGUAUAUUCCUGUUUGCAUUUUCUUUGAGUCAGUUCAGUUAAUUUAAUUAUUAUGUGUGCACACCUACCAGUGUCUUCAUAUUUAAGCAACUUUA
Messenger RNA from Hypanus sabinus (Atlantic stingray), 8313 nucleotides. It is a transcript of the gene gpr176, whose product is annotated as G protein-coupled receptor 176. The transcript is spliced from 5 exons. Gene Ontology annotation, molecular function: G protein-coupled receptor activity. The record is from RefSeq and is a predicted model, not a curated record. The coding region runs from base 4292 to 5662 and encodes 456 amino acids. Gene Ontology annotation, biological process: G protein-coupled receptor signaling pathway. Lineage: Eukaryota; Metazoa; Chordata; Chondrichthyes; Myliobatiformes; Dasyatidae. Gene Ontology annotation, cellular component: plasma membrane.